ACACCCCGCCGAUCGCGCCCGCAUCCUCCUUGCAGUCGCCCCGCAACGCGGGGAGAGGCGCGGGACGCCCUGCGGAGGGGUACGGAGGUUCCGAGGCGCAGCGGGCAGACAAAGGAGAGGGCGCCGCCGUGGGCAGCGGUGAAAGAACAUAAGGUCCUGGGACUUUUUGCUCUGAAGUUGAUAUGAUUGAAACUAAUUGGGGAUAUCUUCAGUAAAUAACUUGCUGCUCACAGAAACGACUGAAAUAACUGAAGUUGUGAAAUACAGGGCAACAGGGACCUUGGAGGCUGGGACAUUCAACUGAACUACAUAACGAAAUUUAGCAGUUACUGGAGAUUAGAACACAGGGAAUUGUGGGUGGAGAGUGAACCAUCAGGACAGCGGUCAGUGGUAAAACAAUUGUUUGAGCUUCCUGUUACCGGUUCACAUAACGCUAGGGACCAAAGAAGCAUAAGUAACAUUUCCAUGGUGCUGGGACCAGUCUGUUGAGAGAAGAUUUCUGAAGUAACUUUUUAACUACAUCGUGUUUGUCCUGAGAGUAUCUUGAGAGAAGAGUUCAAGAAAGGAAAAAUUCCCACAUCAGAACCAUCACAAAUAAAUCUAUUUAAAGAACUUGCGACCUGGGGAUACUUUUAUAGAGAUCAAGUCCUGGUUCUCAACUGUGAUCACACUUCAGACUGUAAACAAUGAGUGAAUUCUGGUUGUGUUUCAACUGCUGCAUUGCAGAACAGCCUCAGCCUAAAAGACGACGACGCAUAGAUCGAAGCAUGAUUGGGGAGCCAACAAACUUUGUUCACACAGCUCACGUUGGAUCGGGAGACCUAUUCAGUGGAAUGAAUUCGGUGAGCUCAAUUCAGAACCAAAUGCAAUCCAAGGGAGGCUAUGGAGGCGGCUUGUCUGCAAAUGUUCAGAUGCAACUUGUAGAUACAAAAGCAGGAUAACCUUGGGGAUAUCUUUCUAGUUAAUGUGAGUUUCUACAUCUUCUUUCCUGUGUCCUCUCUUUUGCCUUGGUGACUGCUUUCUGUGUUCAUGAAAAGAGAGAAGUAAUGGCUUAUUGUUCACCCUUUGUGAUCACUCCAGUGAAAAGUUGCUGCUCUGCUCUGAUGAUGCCAUUUUUCAGAUUGGUCCAACUGUGCCUUUCAAUGGCAUGCACACAUUGGCCUCUACCAGUACCAUGGACUUGGAGCUUUUUAGGGUUGUUUUUAGGUUAUUGUUUGUUUUAAGGCAAAUCAAAGCACCAGCCUUAGCUUCCCUCACCCCUCACAAAUACUAAUGCACAGCAUUGUGUUGCUUUUUAUUAAGUCUUUUUCUCCACUCAUGUAAUUUAGAAAUGAUUGAGUUUCCAGUAAUGUUUUUAAUCACUCGUUGUUCAUAUCAGUUUUUGAAAGGUCUGGGACCUGCAAGCACAAAUGAUUAUUUGUUACAAAAUCAGCAGAGUAGAUGACUGCAUGCUUUGUGAGGUUGCUUUGUACGGUGGCCUGUUUGGUGCCAGAAAAAAAACUGUGUAUUGCAGACUGAUGAUACUGUUGCUGGUGAAGAAUUAUGCUGUGACACAAGUCAUGCCUGUUUCUGAAAAAGGACUUGUAACUUAGCUGCUUCAGAGUUAUGUCUUUAUUUUAGUUUUUAUCCAACGGGUCUUGAAAUAAUAAAGAGAAAGCUUGCAUUCAUAA
Lagopus leucura (white-tailed ptarmigan) is the source of this 1670-nucleotide messenger RNA. RefSeq names its product CDC42 small effector 2 (gene CDC42SE2). The coding region runs from base 687 to 941 and encodes 84 amino acids. Lineage: Eukaryota; Metazoa; Chordata; Aves; Galliformes; Phasianidae. Gene Ontology annotation, cellular component: plasma membrane. Gene Ontology annotation, molecular function: small GTPase binding. Gene Ontology annotation, biological process: regulation of Rho protein signal transduction. The transcript is spliced from 8 exons. The record is from RefSeq and is a predicted model, not a curated record.